Messenger RNA from Acanthoscelides obtectus, 183 nucleotides. The record is from the annotation of a GenBank genome assembly. Lineage: Eukaryota; Metazoa; Arthropoda; Insecta; Coleoptera; Chrysomelidae.
AUGUUGUAUAAAAUCUUUACCCCGGUUAACUUCGCCUCAAAGGUCCUUCAAAAGAAAAAUAUUGAAGUAAGUGAAUCUGUGACUGUUUUAGAACAAGUAGAAAAGAACCUUACUGAAUUAAGAUCUUCUUAUGAAAUUUUAGUGAUUGAAGCUACGGAACUGGCUAACAAAUGGAAUAUAUAA